GGAGGAUGCCGCUGCGUAGGUGGUUUAUAGAUGAACUUCAUUUUGCAAUUCUGGUAUUUGAAAGGGAUGUUAUUGACUAUUCAAGACAAUAUAGUUCUGUCCAGGACUCUACACCAGGGAUAAGGACAUGGGACUCCUCCUGCCAGAUUCCAGAUGGUUCAUUACAACUGACAUCUUGGUUAACAACUGUGAAAAGAAACUUUGGAUUAUUUUAUUUUAUUUUUGUGGGAGACCACAAUCCCCAAACUGUAGAACAGAUCAGGCUCCAUAUUUCUUGUAGAAUUUUAAAAUAAUUUUUUCUAAUGAGGAUGUCUGAUAUUGUUACGGUAAAAGUUGAAACUGAUGCAAUGAAAGGUCCAGAAGCUGAAUUUAAAGAUACAGACCCAGUUGAAAACCUUAUGAAAUCAGAAAGUCAGGAGCAAAUUCAAGCAGAUAAGGAUGAAAAUUGUCCUGACAGCAAAAACGAUAUGCCGUGGCCAGUGCAGUCUUUUGGACAGACAGCAAAAAGGUCGAAGUCAAACACAAAGUUAAAGUUAGUUCGGAGCCUUGCUGUAUGUGAAGAAUAUCCACCACCUCCCACAGCUGAAAUAUCACAGGACCUCCAGGAGAAAAUCCAGAUCCAGUUAUCACAGUCUUUUGAAAAAGAAGAAAAGCCUGCAAAAGAUGAAACAGAAAAGGAAAAGUCAAAUGAUAAACUGCCCAGAAAAAUGUUAUCAAGAGAUUCCAGCCAAGAAUACACAGAUUCCACGGGCAUAGAUCUUCAUGAAUUUUUAGUAAAUACAUUAAAAAACAAUCCCAGGGACAGAAUGAUGCUGCUGAAAUUAGAACAGGAAAUUUUAGAUUUCAUUGGUAAUAAUGAAGUUCCAAGAAAAAAGUUUCCCCCAAUGACAUCUUACCAUAGAAUGCUGUUGCACAGGGUAGCUGCUUACUUUGGAUUAGAGCACAACGUGGACCAGAGUGGGAAGUCAGUCAUAGUAAACAAAACUAGCAAUACAAGAAUACCUGACCAAAAGUUUUGUGAGCAUAUAAAGGAUGAGAAGAGUGAUGAUUUUCAGAAACGGUACAUCCUUAAAAGAGAUAACUCUAGUUUAGACAAAGAUGACAACCAGAUGAGAAUACGAUUAAAAGAUGACAGAAGAAGUAAAUCCAUAGAAGAACGUGAAGAAGAAUAUCAGAGAGCUAGAGAGAGAAUAUUUGCACAAGAUUCCCUUUGUUCCCAAGAUAAUUAUCUUAUUGAUAAAAGAAUCCAGGAGGAAGAAACUAAUAGUACACAACAAAGGCGGCAGAUAUUUAGAAUCAAUAAGGAAGCAUCAGGGAGAUCAGCCAACAGCCAUCAGAGCAGUACUGAGAAUGAGCUGAAGUAUUGUGAACCCCGUCCCUGGAGCAGCACCGACUCUGAUAGCUCCAUCCGCAAUCUGAAGCCAGCUGUAACAAAAGCCAGCAGCUUCAGUGGGAUAUCAGUUCUGACAAGAGGCGAUAGCUCUGGAAGCAGCAAAAGCACAGGCAGGCUGUCUAAGACAGGUUCAGAGUCUUCUAGUAGUGUAGGGUCAUCCACGGGUUCUCUUUCUCACACCCAGCAGCCUCUUCCGGUGCCAGCUCUAAGCCAGCCUUCUCAUGGCACGCCUGCCGUCUAUCCAACUGUCAGCACUAGUAACUCUCUUUCCUUUGAUGGUGGCAUAAGUGGGCAAGUGGCACCUACUAGCACUAGCUUCUUUUUGCUUCCCUUGGAAGCGGCAGGCAUACCGCCUGGCAGUAUUCUGAUCAACCCUCAAACAGGUCAGCCGUUCCUUAACCCAGAUGGCACUCCAGUUGUGUAUAAUCCUCCAAUGCCUCAACAACCUGUUAGGACCCAAGUGCCUGGACCUCUGCAGCAGCCACCUCUUCCCCUCCCACCUCAGCAGCAGCCAGCAGCUAAUCACAUCCUGUCACAGCCUAUCCAGCCUCUGCAGCCUUCUUCGCAGCCUGUUCACUACUCUGCAGUCUCUUAUCCACCCCCGCUCCUGCCAGUCUCCUCUGCCCAGCAAUAUUCUGUGCAAGACAACCUAGGAUCACAAUUUAGCCAUAUGAGUCUUUCCUGCCAGCCAUCUGCUGAUCCAGCUGAACCUCACACCACUAUGUUCCAGUCCACUGUAGUCCUCCAGCCCCCGCAGCAGUCCGCUUAUGUCAUUGCAGCGGCUCCCCCACCUUCUGGCCAGCCAGUUUCUACUCCAGGCUACUCUACACCUAGCCACCCUGUCAACCAGCAGGUACUCCAGCAGCAGGGAUAUAUGCAGCAACCUGUGCCACAGGUGCCAGCUUGUUAUUGUACCCCCAGUCAGUAUUCACACUCCAGUCAACAAUAUCGACCUGUUACUUCUGUCCAUUUUAAUGCCCAGCAAAGCCAACCAUUGGCACAGCCUGGACAGCAGACAGGUUACCAAAUUUUGCCUAACCAGCAACAAAACUACCAGGGUUUAGUUGGAGUUCAGCAGUCUCAGAAUCAAAAUCUAGUCAGUGGCCAACACAGCAACAUUGGGAAUCAAAUUCAAGGUGUGAUUGUUCCAUAUCCUUCAGUGCCAUCUUAUCAGGUUUCGAUGCCUCAAGGUUCCAAAGCAGUGCCCCAGCAGACAUAUCAGCAGCCUCUUUUAAUUCCCAGUCAGUCAAAUCAAGGAUUGCCAGCAACAGGAAUGCCAGUUUACUACAGCGUCAUUCCAUCAAGUCAGCAGAAUAAUUUAAGUUCCUCAGUAGGAUAUUUGCAGCCUCCUGGAUCAGAGCAGAUACAGUUUCCUAGAACAUCAUCACCAUGCAACUCACAGCAGCUUCAAGGACAGCAAUGUGCAGUUUAUAGCAACCAUUCAAGUCAGAAGCCAUCACCUCCUACAUUAUUACCACCUUCAUCAAAAUCAAAGCCACAACAGGCUGCUUCCAUUGUGCACUACAGCAUAGUGUCUUCACCCUCAUCCUGUAAAAGUUCGCCCACUGGUCUUUCCAUCAUGCAGCCAAUAAAAGCAGUAGCACCACCACCAGGUGGAGGAGUAGUAAUGAUGCAACUAAAUAUACCUAACAAUCCCCAGCCUCGGAACCAUUCACCUCCACAGUGGAAACAGAAUAAAUAUUAUUGUGAUCAUCAAAGGGGGCAGAAGUCCACAGAAUUUAGCACUUUAGACGGUGCCACACAGUUGCAGCAUAGUCCUCAACUAGGUAGUCCUGUCACCUCACCGACCCAGUCACCAGCACCAGCUCAGCUGUCGAAUAUGAAGAACAUCCGUCCCACUUUAACACCUCUUUCUAUUGUGCCCCAGUUUUCUAGACCUUUUGUCCCUGGACAAGGAGAUGCCAGAUACCCAUUGCUUGGCCAGCCCCUGCAAUACAAUCCACCAUCUUUAUUACGUGGACAAGUAACAAGCCAACAGUGUCAGCCUGGAAACAGACAUGGAAACAGGGGAAAGAAGCCAGCAAAGAAGGCUGCUUCAGCAGAUCUUGGUGCUGGAGAACCAGGUAUAGAAUUGCUGAUUGACCCAGUCCUCCAACAGAAUGGAUUAAUCAGAACAGAGCAGAGACAGCGGACAUUUGUGGGAAAAGUUUUAGAAAUUACUGAACUGCCAGAAGGAAUAACUCGUAUGGAAGCAGAAAAACUAUUUGGAGAACUUUUUAAAGUUGGUGCCAAGAUUCGGUGGCUAAGGGAUUCCCCGUGUCUACAAACACAGCAGCAGCACCAUCGUCGUCACUGUGGCAGCGGAGAUAGUAAUGCGAACACUGAGCCAUCCAAACCUAGUGACUUGGCCUCCACUUACACGGUUCUAGCUACGUUUCCUACGAUGACGGCUGCUCAAAAUGCAUUGAAGAAACAAAGUAGUACCUCAGUUAACAAGUUCAGGCUGAGAACAAGCAAGAAGCACUACGACUUUCACAUUCUGGAAAGGGCUAGUUCUCAGUAGUAGUUACAUCAGUGGACACUCAGCCUUUACUACUUCCAUGUCCUUCUCUCCUUGAUUGGCUUGAUGUUAUGGGGUUUCUGCUCUCUUCAUAGAGACUCCUGGGAUGUUUUGUCAUAUGACAUUAGCUGUUGAAGAAUAACCCAGUGAUCCAGCAAGAUGAAGAAAAAAAAAAUACAGAGUUAAUCCCAGACAAUAGCAAGCAAUCAUCUUUGAGACAGAAAGGCAGCUUUCUAUAAGGAAUGCUGUUAAAAUGCCCCCUACUUUUAUAGUAGUUUUGUUUUAUAUUUCUAAAUUCUUGUAUCGGAUCCAAAGUUCUAUUGUACAGCAAACGUUCAUAACAAAUUCCCAUGUUCGGAUUUGUAUUUUAUAAUCCCUUUUCACAGCCAGCACACAGCUAUCCGCUCCAAGGGAGGAACCUGGGGGAGCGGGGCGGGGCGGGGCGGGGGGGGAGGAAGAGAACGUUUUCAAGGAAUUACACUCUGUUUUCUAGGAAACUACUCCAAGUCUUCAAGUUGACCUGUUCCUCUUCCCUUGUGUGUGUGUGUGUUUUUUUUUUUUUUUUUAAACAGUGUAAUUUUAGUAACUAGUUAAAUCCUUAGGUGUCUCUUUUCUUUUGAGAUUCAUUCAAGCAACGUCAAAAGAAAUUACAAAUUUGUGUGUACCCUUGAAGGAUUUGCUUCUGAUUCAACAAGUUUCAUAGGUAUAUAAAGGGGAGUAUGAAUAGAUUAGAAAGAAUGUUCACAGAAUCACAUUUUAAUAUUUCUUCUUUUUAGCAAAAGUGUGAAGAGACUAAAAUGUAUCUUCAGAAGUGACAAAACGUUUGCACUUUAAUUGUGUUCCCACCAGUAUGGAUCUUCCUCUUCUUUUUCACGCUAAGAUAAUUGUGUUUGAUAAGUGCUGGAACCCUCUUUAAUGGUUUAAGUUUUCAUCAUUUGCAGAGGAUCACUGGACAUCAAAGGACUCAUUGCACAUACAAAUGAGACAAGAAACCUUUUUUCAAUUUCUGUGUAAUUUGCAAGGCUGUACAAUGUGUGCUGAUGCAAGCCUUUUUCAGUUCAAGAAAAUAAAUGUUUACAAACACAAACUUUUUCAGUGCACUUGUUUAAACCUUUAGGAGUCUCCUGAAACCUGGAUGAACAUAUACUGAAGAGUUAGGAACCCUUUAAAUUUGAGAAAAGGGAAACUUUGAAAAGUUUGAAUAUUUACAGUGUUUUCAAGAACCACUGUUUCUGGUCCUUUUACUGAAGUAUUUAAGUUAUCCUCUCCUUUGACAUUUUUAAAUGCUUCCCUAUAUAAGUAAAAAGAGAAAGAAAUUGAUCAGAGACUGUAAGGGACUGCUCCUGUUUCUUAUUUUUAUCACAGGCACUCACGUGCUGUGCAUCAGUGAGUGAUGUGCUCUGUUCACUUGCAGCUGUAGUUUUGUAAAAGGUAAAUUUUGUAACUUUUGUAAGCCAGAAACUCAAGGUGUAAGUUAUGUUUUAAAACGUAUCUUAGAUGGGAAAAUAUGAAUUCAGUUGCCCAAACUAGCAUUAAUUUUAAUCUUGUGUACCAAAAAUUCUGACACUGAACAACCAAACAUAAACAUGUGAAGUGGCAAGAACUGUCCAAUGCAUAUUUAAUUCCUUCAUGCUUAACAUGAUGUAAGCAGAAUCAAAAUACUCAGAAGAAAACGGAUUUGCAUGGGAACACUGUAGCCUAAUGGAUUAGGCAGAUGAGACUUGAUUCUGCAAAAUGCUGUAGUGGCAAGUAUCCACGUGACUAAAGCUAAACUUGCGCUUAGAUGCUCUGCUGAAGCAGAGGUAAAAUGUUCAGCAUCAAGCCCUCAGUCAAAAGACAAAUCUAUUUAUCCUUGUCCAUCUUGCCAAUUCAAGUUCACUUGCUGCUCCUUAAAUGAAGAAUCCUACCUGAGGGAUAGAUAUAGUUCUGCCUCAGAUUGGACUGCUGUAGCUCACUGUGUCCAUGACCAAAGAUGAUCCAAACCCUGGGCUCUGCAGAUUAUGGUAUGCAGAGGGGAAUAUUAUAAAGAGAGAGAGAGAACAUCACUACCAAUCCACAGGCUCCAUCAUUCCCUCUUGCCAAAUUCCAGCACUAGCCCAAGAUUAUAGUUUUAAUCCUGUAAAAGAGAUUUAACAGACUAAAGGUCUAUAAUAACAGUUGCUCACAACCCAUAGAGACAGCUGCCUCCUGUAACUAACAAACUCCAUGACAAGAUUUGUUAUAGAAAAUGGAAUAGAUAUCGGACAGUUUCUAUCUAUUUUGAAUGACCUAAGAAGAGAGAACAACAAAGCCAAGUAUUUCCAGACGAUGCUGCUUGACUGACUUUCCUGUCAUAACCAAAGAAGAAAAUGUAAUGAGGAAAGAGGUAAGCAUGGAGAAAAUGGAAACAAUCCAAGCAAAAGGAGGGAAUGAAUGCAGUGAUUAUGAACAACUCCCAGGAAAUAUUUAAUUCUUACCAAGUUAAGUUGUAAAGUGGAGUGAAAGUUGUCCUAGGAAAAAAAAUUAUAUCCCUUAAUAGGUUAUUUGUAUUCUAAUCUUGAAUCUGAUACCCACCUACUAUUACUACCGGCAAGUUACCAUUUCUGAGCAUCUGUUUUUCUUUCCGUUAAAUAGGGGCAGUUACGUUUUUGACCUGGACGUAUUGCUGUGAGACGGGCAGAUAUUCACAGGAUUUUAGAAGCACCAAACGCCACCAGUGUCAAAAGCAAGCGCAAAAACUCAUACAUUUUUGUUUUAUAUUCUUUUGUUCGUUCCUAAUUUUUUGUGGCAUUUGGUCCUGUCUGUGGUAACUGAGCAGGGUUCAUGAGACGUUAGCUUGCAAACUCAUCUAACCAAGACCAACAGUACUUUCCUGGAUUUUACUAGUCUUUCUUACUGCUUUUCCCCCUUUUGGUUCAUCAAAACACACAAGCCCAGGGAUUACAUACAAAAACCGUGGAACUAGAUUUGUUCCGUAGAUUUGAAUCACGUUCUAGAAAGCAAGUAAGUGUACUUCAUGGCAUGAAAUAGACGUUGUAUGUAAAACUUGGGUUCUCAGGUGUUCUCAACUAGUGUUCUGGUACUAGUGUACUUGAGUUUCCUGUCUGUUACUUAACACUGUAGCCAUUUUUAAAUAAUGACAGAAGGAAUUAAGUGAGGAUUUACCUUAUAUUGCAGCAAUACACAUUUCAUUUGACUAGAAGCAUUUCUUAUGACUUUUAAAAGCUGAAGGAAAAACAAUGGAAGAAACAGAAAACACAAACAAAAUUGGUAAUUGCCUUGUACAAAGAAGGCUACUACUUCUUGAUUUUAACUUGUUAAUUAAUGCAGUAUUUUUUCUGUAUAAAAUGCCUUCCUGAACUUGUGAACGGAUUUAAUAUUAUUUGUGAUGGUAAACUGAAAAUGAUUGUUCAAAAUUAAGAAAAAUAGCCUUGUUUCUGGAAGCACUCAAAGACAUGCACAUGAGGUUGCGUUCAGGCAAAUCAUAACAGCACAGCUGAACAAUCUACUCUCUCUCCUCACUGCUGCCGCACUAAAGCCUCACGUUCUUUGUAAGCCUCACGUCCGGUAAGACUGGAUUGAUAAAAAGUGAAACGUAGAUAAUGUGCAUCUUGCCUCUUACCUGAAGCUUCUCACUGUGCAAAUUUAUUCUAUUUUAAUGUUGAAAUCCUUCUCUCUCACCCAUGCAUGCAAACUUGGAGGAAGAUGACCAUAAAAAGGAGAGCACUGGUUAUGAUUUCAGUGCAACAUCUACAAAGAAGGAAAUCUAGCACUGUGGUGGAGACUGAAGAAUCUAUAGCACGUAGGUGUUUCUACCUGUAAACAUCUCUAAUCUUGCUGGGCUUUUAAAAGACAGAGGCCUCUAUGUUGUGUUUCAAGACCCAGAUGGGCAUAGUGGCACAUAGAUGGGAAUUUAAUUUUAUCAAAGUAUGAGAAAAAUUGUUUAGCUUGAGGAAUCAAAAAAGGUACAUGCGUACCCAACAUGCCUUUCACAGUAAGACAAUUUUUUUUUUCUCUUGCACUAUACAAAUACCUCCGUAUCCUUUUCCCUCUCUACUGAUGCAAGCCAUGUCUCUCUCAAGGUGGAGUAAAUAGCCGUAUUUUCAUGCUUUGACACUUACUCGUGCCUUAAAACUUUGUAUUUGAUGUGCUGGUUGUUUUGAGCAAUCUCGAUGUUCUGUUGUUUGAGUUAAUCUUGUACUAACUUGUUUAGAUGUCCAGGAGGAAGUCAGAAUUAAAAUUACAACUAACUUUUGCAAAGAUA
Struthio camelus australis is the source of this 8157-nucleotide messenger RNA. It is a transcript of the gene R3HDM1, whose product is annotated as R3H domain containing 1. Gene Ontology annotation, molecular function: nucleic acid binding. The record is from RefSeq and is a predicted model, not a curated record. Lineage: Eukaryota; Metazoa; Chordata; Aves; Struthioniformes; Struthionidae.